Messenger RNA from Chelmon rostratus (copperband butterflyfish), 5846 nucleotides. RefSeq names its product xylosyltransferase 1-like. Gene Ontology annotation, molecular function: protein xylosyltransferase activity. Gene Ontology annotation, biological process: heparan sulfate proteoglycan biosynthetic process; chondroitin sulfate proteoglycan biosynthetic process. Gene Ontology annotation, cellular component: membrane. NCBI's taxonomy places the organism in Eukaryota, Metazoa, Chordata, Actinopteri, Chaetodontiformes, Chaetodontidae. The coding region runs from base 81 to 2882 and encodes 933 amino acids. The record is from RefSeq and is a predicted model, not a curated record. The transcript is spliced from 11 exons.
UAGGGGAGCAUUCAUACCCCGCUGUCGGCGUUUAGCGGAUGGGGCUCUCAGGCUGAGCCGGAGGGAGGAGGAGGAGAGAGAUGAACGGUAACCCGUGUGCCCGCAGGCUGGCCCGGCGCUCCAAGUCCGCCCUGCUGGUCGCCGCUCUGGCGGUCCUGCUGGUCCAGACUCUCAUCGCGUGGAACUUCAGCAGCCUGGACUCUGCCGGCGGGGACGGAGGCGCCAGGAGCCGGGAGAAGAGAGAGGACCGAGCCGGGGGUCUCAACAAAGCCGACGGGGAGCACCCGCGGAGGGGGCUGCAGAAGAAGGGCGACCCGCCGCUGUCGCUCGGAAAGGCGGCCGUUCGGCACAAGCUCCAGGCGGACGUCUACCAUUCCCACCGUCCGAAAGAGAAACUUCGUCUGGACAGCAACAACAACGAGAACUCGGUCCCUAAAGACUUUGACACCAUCGACAGCAACAGCAACCUGGGAGCUCGAUCUCAACGCCAACGAGUGCCGGUCGCAAACGCCAAGCGCAAGCUGGAUAAGGCCCAAGCGCAGAGCAUGCUGGGAAAAUCUGCCAACGACGUCCUCAAGUACCCUCCCGUCCCACCCAGGGGGGUGGGCCUCAGUCACAACCGCACAUACGUCCGAAAACCCCACCCGCCGGUUCCGACCGUCUCUGCACCGGUCCAGGGGUCCAAUCCGCCGUUCUACCAGGCGAAGAAGUCGGCCACGCGGCCGCCGCCCGGUCUGGAGGCGAGGAAGGAGCAGCCGCAGUGCGAGGUCAGCGGGAAGGAAGCCAUUUCUGCUCUGUCCAGAGCCAAGAGCCGCGAGUGUCGGCAGCAGAUAGUGGAGGUUUACUGCAAACACAAGGAGAGGGCGCUGAUGCCCGAGAGGGUUCCUCGAUACUGUCCUGUGGAAGGUAAGGCUGCUGUGAACGUACAGUGGGAUGAGGACCCUUCGGACGGCGCCCAGCUCGUGCCCGUACGGAUCGCCUUCGUCCUGGUCGUCCACGGCCGAGCCUCGCGUCAGUUCCAGCGUCUCUUCAAAGCCAUCUACCACACCUCGCACUACUACUACAUCCACGUGGACCAGAGGUCCAACUACCUCCACAGAGAGGUCCUGUCUCUGGCCAGCCAGUAUCCCAACGUCCGGGUGACUCCCUGGCGGAUGUCCACCAUCUGGGGCGGGGCCAGCCUGCUGACUAUGUACCUACGCAGCAUGGAGGACCUUCUCAAAAUGACCGACUGGUCCUGGGACUUCUUCAUCAACCUCAGCGCUGCAGACUACCCCAUCAGGACCAACGAGCAGCUGGUGGCUUUCCUGUCCAAGUACCGCAACAUGAACUUCAUCAAGUCUCACGGCCGAGACAACGCACGAUUUAUCCGGAAGCAGGGUCUGGACCGCCUCUUCUACGAGUGCGACACCCACAUGUGGCGCCUCGGGGACCGCAAGAUCCCGGAGGGCAUCGCGGUGGACGGAGGCUCCGAUUGGUUCCUGGUGAACCGGCCCUUUGUGGACUACGUGGUGAACUCCAGAGACGAGCUGGUCGGCAGCAUGAAGCGCUUCUACGCCUACACGCUGCUGCCUGCCGAGUCGUUCUUCCACACUGUGCUGGAGAACAGCGCGUUCUGUGAGACCAUGGUGGACAACAACCUGAGGCUCACCAACUGGAACCGCAAACUGGGAUGCAAAUGCCAGUACAAGCAUAUCGUGGACUGGUGUGGCUGCUCGCCCAACGACUUCAAGCCCUCAGAUCUGCCGCGCUUCCAGCAAGCGUCCAGACCCACCUUCUUCGCCAGGAAGUUUGAGGCCAGCGUCAGUCAGGAGAUCAUCAACCAGCUGGACUCCUACCUGUUCGGAGCGUACGCCGCGGGCACCCCGAGCCUGCAGGCCUACUGGGAAAACAUCUACGAGCAGGAGACGGACGGCCCCGCCGGCCUGUCAGACUCGGCGCUCAGCCACUACCACGCCUUCGCUCGGAUGGGGCUGUCCCGCGCCGCCAGCUCGCUGCAGGGCCAUCCCAGUGACAACAGCUGCAGGUACGUGGCUAUGAGCCACCCAGUGUCCGUCCACCUCUACUUCCUGUCAGACCAGUUCCAGGGCUACCUGGUGCGUCACGUGGCCACUAACCGAGCCUCCACCCAGCUGGAGAACCUGGAGACCUGGGUGACGCCCAGAGACCACUUCGCCCCGGCCAGCCCCCCACACCCCACCAACAGACUGCAGCACAUCCAGGUCGGGACGGACUGGGAUCCAAAGGAGCGUCUCUUCAGGAACUGGGGGGGUCUCGUGGGGCCGGAGGACGAGCCGGUGGCCGUGCAGCGCUGGAGCCGAGGCCAGACCAACCUGACGGCCACCGUGGUGUGGAUCGACCCCACCAACGUCAUCGCCGCCACCUACGACAUUCUGGUGGACGCCUCCGCCGAGGUCACCCACUACCGGCCGCCGCUCACCCCGCCGCUGAGGCCCGGCGUGUGGACGCUGAGGGUCCUGCACCACUGGAACCCUCUGGGUCAAACCAGCUUCAUCGUGGCCCCGCUGGACUUCCACCACCAGCAGCCGUUACAGCGAGAGGACGCCCUGCGGUUGCACGGCGGCCCGGCCAGAAACUCCUACAUGGAGCAGAGUUUCCACGGCCUGAACCCGGUGCUGCGGCUGCCGGUGAGCCUUGGCGCCGUGGAGGAGGCCGAGGCCAACGCCGGCCUGACGGGGGCGCCGCUGCGUCGCUGGCUGGACCGGCUGCUGGAGGGCCACUGGUCGGCCGCGGACGUCUGCUCGAUGGGGCCCAGCGCCUGUCCCGUCAUGCAGCGCUGUCGUCUCACGGUCUGGAGCGCCGCCGGCCCCGACCCCAAGUCUGAACUGAACCCGCCCAGAGAGGACGGACGGAUCAGGUAGCGGACGGACGGACCGCGGGAGGACGGGAACCAAUGAAGGAAGACACGGGGCGGAUGUCCCGCUGCUGUCUGAUAUUUAUUUAUUUUAAUUUGUGCGAAGAAGAGAAACAGACUCAAACACUGAGGACAAACCUUCAGACCUCCGUCUGCUGCCCCCGCUGUGAGCUGGGAACAAAGCUGUGUGUGUGUGUGUGUGUGUGUGUGUGUGUGUGUGUGUGUGCGUGUGUGUGCGUGCGUGCGUGUGCGUGUGUGUGUGAACUCUAUACCUCUUGUUUCCUGGUUACGUGUUCAGGCGCUGAAGACGGACGCGGUUGCUCUUUUCAUAUUUGGUGAUCAAAGACGAGUUCGGACUCAGUUUCUUGAGAUAAAUUAUGUUUUUUAAAUUAAAUUUAGGUUUGAAAUUAUCAUAUUUAUUUUAUUUCAGAUUGUUAUUCCAAGAUUACAGAUGAAUUGGAGGCUCUCGGUGAUCCGGUGACUGAAUGAAACUUUUCUUUUUUAGUUUCCUGGGAGACGUUUUUAAAGAAGAGUCGAGUUUUUAUUCUUAAAAUUCAGACGAGAAGUCAAAGCUUUGUCUUAUUUGCAGGGUUUUUUCAUCCAGAAGCGCCGCUUCUUUUACUUUUACUGAAGUAAAUGUGGUCACAACAGUAAAAAUAAAAAUACAAAAACUCAUUGAGUAGAACCCCCGCUUUAAUGUGUUUUUGAUAUUAAAGAUGUCGUGAGAGGUGCUGUGAAGUGAGUCACACUUCAGGAGAGUACUCAAGUAAAAGUACUCAGUAACUUUCCAGCUCUGCUGAUUGGACCUCGUUGAGCCCCCCCCAGACGACCCGGCUCUGCGUCCCGAUGUGUGUUUUCUCUCUGUGCCAUGUCUGAACCCUUCAGACCACCUGAGACUUGAAGCUCGCCUCGUCUGUUCUUCAUCGGUUUUUGUCCGAGCUCUGCUGUCGACGCUGAUGCGACUGCGUCAAAACGUGCAGCCGCUGCGCGAGUAAUUUAUUCUGAAGUUUAGAGAAACGUGUUUUUUAGUCAGUGACUAAUAUUUGAUUUGCUGAUAUUUGACAGAAACGUCCGCCUUUGUUUCUAAAGGCCUUCGAGUGUUUGUCGGACGGAUGCUGGUGUUGUUUCGGCGUUAAAGGACCUCCUCUCCUCUCUGCUCUCAUUUCAAACCACUUCAGACAAGUCUAAUAGAGUCCAGCUACACGGGUUCAACCGAGACGGAUGUUUGUGUUUUCUGCUCGUUUUGAUUGGACGUUUUUGGCGUCCAAUCAAACGGUGAAUUCUCGUUUUGGUCUCAGAACAACUUUUCUCACUUAAAGUAAUUAAAUAUCCAGAUUUGAAGCAGACUGAACGUGUGGAUGAAACACUGAUCUGACCUGUGAGCUGAGUUUGGGUGUAGCAGGUGAGGAGGGGACAGGUGAAGACCCCCUGAGACCACCUGGACCGGUUUCGGGUCGGUUCUCCUGGAUGGAGACGGAACAGGUUCAUGUCUGAAGUCAGUGAAGAACAUGAAGAACGAUCUCGCUGUUCUAACUGAUGCAGGUUCAGCUCUGCUGGCUCAUAAUAAUCUGUCCGUCCAUCUGAAAGCAGCAGUUUGAGAAACCUGUUUGUUAGCUUAGCUUAGCAUGAAGGCCGGAAACAGAGGCACAAAGCUGGCCUGGCUGUCCAGAGGUAACAGAACAGCUCUGAACAUCACUGACAUGUGACAGCUGGACUCCAGGAGGUCACUGUGCAGCACAAAACCACCUCCAGACCACAGCUGUCAUCUUCAAACGGCUUUUUGGCUUUUUGUAGAGAUGAACUGAACCAGCUGCAGCGUGUUUACAGACACGAGGGGUCCCGUCCUGCUGUCCAACGCUCAGAAAGAAAGCAAAGAAGUGUAAUUCUCAAAAAAAUAUUACUUUAAAGUAACUGCAGGCGAGCCCACCUCCACCCUGCUCCACCCGACUCAGCUGCUCGUGAUGCUGAUCAUGGAUCUGUGACAUGUCAAACAAAUUCUGACGGUUAAUUCUACUGUUCAUGUAAAAGCUAUAUUUAAUAACUGUUAGAUAAGUUAUUCCGGUGUGUGUGUGUGUGUGUGUGUGUGUGUGUGUGACCAAAGCUGUAGAGCAGUGAGCUGUUAGCACUUAACGGCACGUCGUCAUAUUUAUUGUAGAAAGGAUCGGGACUAUUAUGUAAUUUCUGAUUUGAAAUGAUGGACGUGCGCUGCAGGUGUUACCAGAUGUUACCAGAUGUUCAGCACAGUUUAUGGCGUCGGUGGGUUUGGCCUGAAAGCUGCCUGAACGAUGCUGCAGAGCUCGGAGCUGUCGUCUGCUUUGUGACUGAGGAGAGUUUGGCUCAUUUUAACGCUGAACGGUUAAUCUCUCCACUUUUUUUAUUUAAUUAACAUCUUUUCAGUCAGUCGGUCGUUUGGUUUGAAGUUUGCAUCGUUAAAUUUUACACCAGCACCGUGAUUUUAAAUCAACUUUCAGACGAAUGUCGGUCAGAAUGGCUCAUCAUAAAGUUUCAAAGUGAUCAUUCUUCUGAAUAUUUCAGCAUCACGUCAGCAUCAGUUUCCACUCCGUGUUGUUUUAUUGAGUCGAUGUGAAUCAGUAUUGAGUGAAGUGAGAUGAUUCAGUUUCUGGGUCGAGAGGUCGAGCUGCUGCUUUGAUGUGACUGUUUUUUUCGAUUUCGAUGGUGUGAAAAUGUUCAGAUGUUGGUAAAGUUUUCAGAUUGUGGAGGAAACUCCCAGCUGAGAGGUUUGUUCUUUUCAUGCUUUACUUUUGCCACCAACCUGUCUCUGUUCUGUUGGUUUUUUCCGGUGCCAUUUCCGUCUCACUGACGGUUUGUUCUCUGAUUUUCUUGCUGUUCUUUCUUCUCUCUCUGGGAGUAGUGCUGUGCCUUAGCUGUACUCCUGUUGUAGGAAACCCUCCCUGAAAGCAUCAAAAACUGUCUCAAAUGUCCAAAAACCAAAAAGGAAAGAGUUGUUGUG